CACUCAAUACAAUACUACAUUAGUGUGAAAACUAAAAUAAUAUUUAAACUAGAAAAUAAUAAGUCUAAAUAAAUAAACCAUUUGCACCCUGAUGAGUUGAAGAUGCAACAACAUCUGACAUCAUUUGCAUUCAAAUGAGCUCAAGCUGCCCCAAACUGACUUCCUCACUGACAGUGAGAGCAGGAAGUGUGAAGACUUCUUGUGUUUCUGCAGUAUUUUAGUCGUGUGAUAUCUAGUUUGAAACAACAACAACUCAGCUUGUUUUUAUAUUACAACGGCUUAGCAGGGGAGUCACUGUUGCAGUUCUGCUGAAAUUCACAAAUUCCAUGAUUUUAAAACAAAUUAUUUCUCUGUUUCAGCUGUAGGCUCGUUUGGUAAGGUAAAAUGUUUCUGCUUUUCAUGUUUGUGCUUUCUAAUAAUAAUUAGAAAGAAAACUGAAAUUUUGGUUUAGCAGAAAUGAGCCUCACAGAAAUAAGAAGUUGCUUCAGCAACAUUUUAUUUUAACUACAUCAUAAACUCACGCUGGAUCAUUUUGAUUUUAUAUUGAAACUUUUCUCAGUUCAGCUCUGCAGAUAUUAUUAUUCACUGCUUAUAACACAGUAACAUCUGGUUGUAGAUGGCAAGUUCCUGUGUGAAUUUGAGUUUGCUUUAAAAGAUCAUGAAUGCUUUGAUUAAAAUAUUGAAAAGUAACUUUUGUUUUCAUAACCAGGUGAUGAGUGUCAUUGCAGUCCUGUCUGUGAAUAUGGUGACAGCCAACAUGUUACUGAGUGUCUUCUUUCUUUCAGGUGUUUGGGCUGAUUGUCCUCAACAGCCAGCAGGCCUCUUCAUCACUGCACCACAGAAGAUGGAAGCACUGAGUGGCUCUUGUUUGCAAAUCCCAUGUAGCUUUAGUGCUAAAGCAGAACAAGAGUUUGACAGCAGCAGAGAAACCUUCGGAGUGUGGAUUAAAAAUGACACCAGGUUUGGCAUCAAUUCAAACAAUGUGAUUUUCAACAGUAGCAGGACAGUUAACAUCUAUCCAAUGAGGAUUACUGGAAACCUGAGUCAGAAAAACUGCACCACUCUGUUUUCCAGUUUACUCACAAGUUAUACAAACAUAUACUUCUUCAGAAUAGAGAACAAACCAUUCAUGUCGACAGCAUCUUGUGAUCCUCUUCAAAUAACAGUUAAAGAUUCUCCUCCGAGCCCCAGAAUUGAGAUCCCAGCUGAUCUGAAGGAGAAGCAGUCUGUCACUAUAACCUGCUCAGCUUCCACUCCCUGUCCACACUCCCCUCCUAAACUCACCUGGAACCUCCAACAAGACUCUCACAGCAACACAGAGGAAAACACAGAUCGAACCUUUACAACUAAAAUCCAGGAGACCAUCACUCUGUCAGACCAACAUGAUGGAUACAACAUCACCUGUUCAGCCAGAUAUCCUGUGAAUGAAGGAAAAGAUGUCAAGACAGCAGAGGAGAGAAAGACUCUCAGUGUUUCAUAUGCUCCUAAAAACACCUCAGUGUCCAUCAGUCCAUCAGGUUUGGUGUCAGCAGGUAGCUGGGUGAACCUGACCUGCUCCAGCAGAGCCAAGCCUCCCGUCAGCCGCUUCACCUGGUUCAAGAGCAGCACAGAUGGACCCAUGACUGUAUCUGAAGGAGAGGUUUACAUCUUCAAGGUGACCAGUGUCACUGAUGGAGGAGUUUAUUACUGUGUGGCCACAAAUGAUCUCGGUAAUCAGACGUCAUCAGAGAUUCAUUUGAAAACUGUAGAUGCUCCUAGAGACACCUCAGUGUCCAUCAGUCCAUCAGGUUUGGUGUCAGCAGGUAGCUGGGUGACCCUGACCUGCUCCAGCAGAGCCAAGCCUCCCGUCAGCCGCUUCACCUGGUUCAAGAACAGCACAGAUGGACCCAUGACUGUAUCUGAAGGAGAGGUUUACAGCUUCAAGGUGACCAAUGUCACUGAUGGAGGAGUUUAUUACUGUGUGGCCACAAAUGAUCUCGGUGAUGAAACAUCAUCAGAGAUCCAUCUGACUGUUGAAGAUUAUCCAGAGUUUGGGGUUGAUGUCUACGUUACAGUGAAGAUCCUGGGAAUCGUAAUGCUCUACAGUACAAUCAUCAUCUUUGAGUGGUGGUUUAGAUCAAGAUGCUGCAACAAACUGUGAAGGACGCAGUAGAAGCAGAUGAUGUCAACAGAGUGACAGAGAUUCAAGCAUCAUGAAGGGGAAGAGGGAGAUGUCAUGUUCACCAUAAAUGCAAUAUUUCGCUCUUUCUUAUUCAUCUAAUUCUGAAAUAUUUCACUUUGCAGAAGCUCAAUAAGAUGAACAAAGGAUGGAGUGCAAACAGGGCCAAGUGUUUUAUUUCAUUUUAUGGAAGCUACGGUGUAAUAUAUAUUAGUCAUUAGUUUGUAUAGGAUUUAUAUGGUAAUUAGUUUUAUUUGACUCAACUGUUUUUAUUGUCUGAUGAAAUAUAAAAAUAAAUAAGGUUUCAAUGUGUUUUUAAAUUUUUCUACCAAAGUCUGUU
Molecule: messenger RNA, 2498 nt
Organism: Micropterus salmoides (largemouth bass)
Lineage: Eukaryota; Metazoa; Chordata; Actinopteri; Centrarchiformes; Centrarchidae
Product: B-cell receptor CD22-like
Exons: 8
Coding region: 659-2140 (493 amino acids)
Source: RefSeq, a predicted model, not a curated record